UAGGAAUUUAAUGACCUAAUAAGUGUUUCGCAUUCAUAGAAGAGAUUUAAAAUGUUAUAGGUAUCAUAUUGCCCUCGGUUCCAUAACUCAUCUGAUUUAGAAUGUAUUAAGUUCAAUAAAUCCCAUCCUUACAGAAAUCUCUUAAAAGAGAAUUAAUUAAGAGAAUUUUCCCGUUCAUUUUUAAAGAGAAUUCCAAAAUAGACCUAACAAAGCUUUUACGCAAAUUUUCGAAAGCUUUCCAAGAAAUUAUACACACAAUGAGCGGAGCGGAGAGUAGAUAUGUGCAAGGAAAAAUCGAGUCAGCUACCAAAAAACACAAAGAUCGUUUAUAUGGACGAUCAGUAUACCAAGUGCUAUACGGCGUAAACGUUGCAAAAUAAAAUCGAAGGAAAAUUGCCAAGACGCGUUGAAAAAAAUCAAAGAAAAUUUUCAAACAAAAACAACAUAGUGAUAAAUCGAUGUACAUAUAAAAUGCUGUCUUGUUGUUGUUGUUGCUAUACUAUACCACAUACAUAGAUAUAUUUUCAUAUUUAUAUUAUAGCCAAAACAGAGAUAAUGGUGAUUGUGUUGAUGAUGUUGAAUAUUUAUAUUUAAAAAUGAAAAUUUUGAAAUGAAAAUCAAUUUGAGUUGCUGAGAGAAACAAAAAAAAAAUAAUAAAAAAACACUAAAAUAAUAAACAAAACAAAAAGACAUUGUUUGUGCCAGAAAGUGAAAAAACUCAAAAAUACUGAAACUAAAAACCAAACAGACGCUGUCGCAUUUUUCUUUUUAUUUUUUUUUUGCGUGUGAAAAUGAUUUUUUUCACAAACAUUUGCCAGCUAAAACGCAUGGAUGGACCCGCCACAUUUGGUGUUCACGUAAGGCGGGUGUGAAAAAAUGCGCUGAAAAUUAAUUUGCAAAUAUUGACUCACAUUGUCAAAAUUCAACAAAAGCAAAAAAAAAAAAAAAACAUAACCUCCAUGGUGUGAAUAACCUGAAACAAGGAUGUAAAGAAAAAACAAACGAAUUGAUAAAAAACAAAUUAUCGAAUAUUUAAAAUCAAAUUUAUUUAUCACAAAGUUAAUAAGAAGCUACCAAAAAAAAAAAAAAAAAAAAAUUAAUGCGACCUCCUGGUUUAGAAUGGCCUUGUUCAAAGUUCAAUAGAACAAAUCCCAGGUGGUAAUAACAAAAAAUAAAAUUAAUCUCCGUAUACACCCACAAGUGUGAAAAGCCAACCGAAUGACAAAUGACUCCAUAGAGAAAUCUAAACUAAAUAGUGACCUUAAACUCUAGUUGAACUCAUUUGCUUUGAAGCAAUUCAACGUUCCAGGUGGAGAAGUUUCCAGCAAAACUUCAUUAUUUUACGCUGAGCUAAAAUAAAACCAAACUAUUUUGUCAUGAUGAAGCAUGAUGUGAUGGUGAAACCCCUACCCGUUAGUGUUAGCAAGGAUAUAACGAAAAAGAGCCUUUGGAAAUCACGAUCUUCCUCCGAGACAGCCACGCCCAAGAGCCCCAUGACGAAGGCAUUCGAUUUUCUUCCCUGGUCACGAAGCAAAAAAUCCAGUGACAAAUCAAGCAAAUCUACGGAUAGUAAAAAUAAAAAUGAUCUUUCACCCACAAGUGCUGGCAAAUCGAUUCUCAGUACAUCCGCUGAGGACAAAAAGGAUGCGGCAAAUUAUCAACGAAAUAUUUUUCGCAAUGGCGGUGGCCUUAUCAAAGAUAUCUUAAGCGAUAAACAGAAUAAGGAUGAACGACCGCUUAAGAAAUCAUCGCUGCGUCGAGCCCGCCAAGUUACCUCACGCAAUAAGAGUCUGGACAUACACGAACUCAUAACUUGUGUAGAAAAGGAACUCAACAAUGGUUCUGGAGAUCAAAUGGGCAGCGAAAAAGCACAACAUCGUUUUCUCGAUGAUACAUUCAUUGAGAAUAUCAUGAGAGCCAAAGAGGCCUAUCAAAAGAAUCUGCUGGAAGAAGAGCAGCAAGAGGAGGAGGAAAAUCGUAGGAGAGAGCAGCAUGCAGGUCGAUACAGCUCUCGACAUGCGGACGAUUUCCAUGACACCGAAGAUGAGUAUUUCUAUCAACAGCAACAGGAAUUGGCUCAUCUCUAUCCCAAUGGUGAUGGUCGCAAGUGUCCCAGUGGAACAAACACCGGCAACACCUCUCCAAAACACAUCCUGUUCAACGAUGAGAACACGGUAUAUCUCAUCAAGAAGGGCCAACCGGUCAACAAAUCUCUUAAAAACUGUGAUAAAGAACGUAAAACACAUACCGAAAACAUAUUGAAAGCUCGUCUGAAAUUCAAGAAAAUAUCCUCAUCCUCCGAUCCAACACCGCAUGCGGAUUAUAAAUCCACAAUACUUUUAAAUAACAAUCAUGUGAUAGGCCAGGAUAAAAUGGCCGCUUCUCGAAGAAGUAUUUUGCAGAGACAAAUAACUAAUCCUGAAGAUUACAGCGGCUAUAAGCCAUGUACUAGUCCCAUACAGUUGCGUAAACGAUCUCCUUCGGCGGGACGAUAUCAACAAAAUCCGCAACAUAAAACAAACGGUGGUGUUUACUCCUCUCCGCCCUUUCAGCGACGAAAAUCAUUGACCGAAGGUCUGUUGUAUGAUUUACCCAAUACCGCUACCGGCGGCACCCUACUGCAUGAUAGUGCUGCUGCCGGCAAUUCCAGUACUAGCAGUAUGGGCAGCGGUGUCAGUGCUACGGGUAGUACAACAGGUGGUAUUUUAAACGAUCGUUCCCGGGCCGAUAAACCCCGCAAGAAACUGUCUUUCCGUGAGCCGGUAGUUGCGGAAAAACGUCGUUCACGUCGUCAAAGUGCAGAGGUUGUGUCCGUCACAACGAACGGUAUAAAUGUCCAACCCGCCGCCAACAAAACCAAUAACAACACAUCAAAUUCAAGCUGUGAUAAUUUAGUUAAUAGUAGUAGACGUUCAACGCCAUCCAAUGAUGUAACCACGCCGACGGAAGAGGAUUUAAUGCAGUCUCAGGCCAUGCGUAUUGUACGCACCGUUGGACAGGCUUUUGAAGUAUGUCACAAAUUUAAUAUACACAAAAAUUCCCUGGAUCAUACAGAAGAACGUUCCGAUAUCUCGUCGUCAGAGCUACUGGAUGUUGAGACGCGUUCCGAACAGCACGUCAGCGAUGAUGAUCUUCACAACAAAAAAGCUGUAACACCGGACUUAAAUGUACCCCAAAGGCCCAAUCAUUUGGAAUUGAUACCACAAACGAAUCUCAGUAAAUCUGGAAGUUUAAUGACCGAUGAAGAUAAAUCGCCGACAUCGCCCUCUUCACCCAGUCGUGAAAUUAACAAGCUGAAAGAUCAAUUGGAACAACAGGCCAUGCAAACGCGCCAUGCCCUAACGCAACUAAUGAUGGUAAGGGAACAAUUGAUAUCGGAAACAAAUGCUCGAAUUGAAGCUCAGGCUCGUACACAACAAUUGUUACAACAAAACCGUGAACUACUGGAACAUUUAGCCUCGUUGGGUGCAUACAAUGAGCAGCAGGCGCCUGGUCUAACCACAGCCAAUAUAGGAAUGGCACCACAGCUUUCUUCAACUGCCAAAGUAGCGCGCUGGUUUCAACAGCUCCCCUGGAAUAACACCACAUCCCUCUCAAGACCUGAAAGCGGGUUUGUUUCUGGCGAUUCACGUUCAGAAAAAUUUCCCGAUGACCAACAGUAUUUUAGUGAAGAUUUAUGUGAUGAAUUUUUGCUGGUAGAGGGCAGCAGUACCAUAUGGACUAAGCUAAGUGCUAAGAAACGGCGUAAAUUACUGGGAAUGCGUUUGGGCAAAGUGACAACAUUUUAAUAUGGCGAUGAAGUGGAAGUCAAACCAAAACAAAAUGUUGUUUGUGAACUCAAUUAUUUUUUUUUUUUUAAUUUAUUAACAAUUAAAUCACUUUAAAUUUUACCCCUAAGUUAAUGAUUCAUUGAAAUUUUUGAUAUUUAAACAAAUGAGAUUAAGCUAACAACAUGAAUGGCCAUGAUUUAGAAUAAUUGAUAAGUUAUAUUUUCUAAAUCCUAAUUUUAUUAACACAUCCUUAUUUUCUCUCCCGUUUAUCCCAAUUUGCUGUCAUUAAAAUGUUUUCUAGCGUUUUUCGCUUUUGUGUAGGGGACAAGUUAAGUAAGAAUGGAGAAAAAAUUGAUUGGAAGACUCUAUUCUUCGAAGUCCAUAUUUGGCAAAAGUUAGGAAAACCUAUAGCUAGAACAAGAGUACUUAAAAAUAGACUUAAUUACUUUUCAACAAACUCAAAUGGAAAAGUUUUUCUAAGAAUAUUUAUAAAAAUUAUCCCCCACAUGGGUAUAGUGGUUCAGAGAUGAAUAUUUCUAGUUAAUGCGUUUAAUUUCGAAUUUUAACCAGUAAAGAGAGGCGGGGCGAGCUAUACGUAACAAGUAAACAUUUAUAUUGGGAAUUUAUGUAAAGUAUUUGGCACUUUUUGUAAAACCAACUACAAACCUUUUUUGUAUUCGUAUUAUGACAUUACAGCACUUAUAAUUUGGAAUCAGAUGGAUCUAAUAUACGUGGGAGGUAUAUCCAACUCUGAAUCGGUUUCCACCAAAUUUGACGAAGUCAGUUUUUCCUCUCGUACCAUAUCAAAUUCCUUUAGAAGUACAAAAUAUGAAGUACAAAUAUCAAAUUUCACACAAAUAUAUUAGAAAAUACGGUUUAAAUCGUCAAAAUACCGAAUAUCCGAUGAAAACGAUAUAUAUGCGCCAUAGGAAAACGUGUUCCCAGAUAUUCAAUAUACCACCGGGACUAGAACCAUUCACGAACUACAAAUACAUUUUUUUAGACAAAUCAGUGGAAAAUACCGAAUAUUGGGAGGUACCGUAAUAUGGGGGCUAUACGAGAACGAUGACCUAUACAUCCAAUGUUCUGUCACCGAAGCUAGAACCCAUUACAAACAACACAAAUACUAAUUUAUAGGCAAAUUGGUGGAAAUAUGUGACUAAACCAUUCAAAUACCGAAUAUCGGGAGGUACUGUUAUAUGGGGGGCUGUCACAAAACGUGGACCGAUAUAACUCAUUUUCAAGGCCAACUAUCCUAGACGCAAUGCAAUUUACUGUACCACGCUGUAUCGUGAUUUCCACAGAGAGACAGACAUCGUUAAAUCGACUUAGAAUUUUAUGCUGAUCAUGAACAUAUAUACUUUAUGGGGUUUACGACGAAUAUAUAGAGGUUUUAUCAAUGGAAUGACAUAUUCAAUAUACCCUGCUUUUCAAGGUGGAAGGUACAAAUAUAUAACAGAGCAAAUAAUACAUGGGAACCAACUUUCAAGUUUCAAAAUAUAUAUGGAAGUCAUAUCCAAAUCUGAACCGAUCUCGAUAAAAUUUGGCAGAGGUAUUUCUGAACUCUAUCUGAUAUCUGGUACCAAAUAUCAUUGUUGCAGAGUUUACAUUACGAAUAUGAGGGACUUUAACACCAAAUCGGAUAAAACAUAUAUGUGGGAGACAUAGCUAUAUUUGAACCGAUUUUCCCCAAAUUUAAAGUGCUUGUUUCCAGACUGAAUUGGGUCGUAUGUGCCAAAAUCCAUCCCAUUUGGGCUGAUAUUAACCAUUUGGUACACAAGAAAUUCGAAAUCGGAUAAAGAUAUAUAUGGGAGUUAUAUCCAAAUCUUUCGGAUUUUGAUGAAAUUUGGUAGAGGUCUUUAUGAGCUAUAUUUGAUAAAUUUUUCCGAAUAACAAAUAUGAGGGACUUUAACACGAAUUCGGAUGAAACAUAUAUGCGGGAGCUAUAGCUAUAUCUGAACCGAUUUUCAACCAAUUUUGAAGUACUUGCUUCUAGACUGAAUUGGGACGUAUGUACCAAAAACUAUAAAGAUAUAUGUGGGACCUAUAUCCAAAUCUGAACCGAUCCUGCUAACAUUUGGCAGAGGUAUUUUUGAGCUAUAUUUGAUUUCUAUUCCCAAAUAACGUUGAUAUCUUUUCCCGAAUUAAACAACAAAUCGGAUGAAUAUUAUAUAUGGGAACUUUAGCUAUUUCUUAACCGAUUUUCUCUAAAUUUGACAUAAUUGCUUCCGAACUCAAUUUGGUUGCCAAAUUCCAACCUAUUUUGGGCUAAUAUUCCACAUUUGGUGAACAAUAUCAGCAAUAUCGGACGAACAUAUAUCAGCAAUAUCCAAAUCUGAUUCGAUUAUCUCCAAUUUAAAUAGAGUUUUUCCUUGGGUCAAACAAAUAACCUGUAUCAAAAUUUAUCUAAAUCGGAUUAUAAGUGUGAUCCGCAUUUUGUUCACAAAAAUACAUGGACAGACAGAUGGACGGAAUAUUUGGAGUCGAUAUAGGGGUAUCCGUCAGUCUUCUUGGCUGGUGCGCACGAUAACUCUCAAAAAAGUAUCCGAUUUCGUCUAAUCUUGGUAUAUCGUAAUAUUAUCAUCAAACUUAGAUCGAGUUCAGAGAUGGGCAAUAUCCGUCCACUCCAAAUCGCAAUAUUUGUAUUAGUGCUAGGUCAGAUGCGAUAAUGGACAAUAUCGUACCACUACAUCAUGUAACCCGACAUUUUGAAUUAUUAUAACUUUUAUAAAAUGUGAUAUUGGGAUUUUCGCGCAUCUCAAUAUUUUUACCAAUAUAUUUACUUGAAGACAAUCGGACCUUUAUUUCACAUUUAUUCCAAGAUCUGGUAUAUAGAUAAACUAUAUCGGACCACUCCUUCUGGUACCUCCCACAUAAGAGGUCAAAGUUUUGAUUAAUUAUAUCACUCAAAAAUGCGAAAUAAAUUUGACGCACAUUAAUAUUUUUAUUAGAGAAAAAUCAGAUGUUAAUCUGAGAUAUAUCGGUGCACUCCAUCUGGAACCUCCCACUCAACGGGUCAAGAUUUUUAAUAAUUAUAUCUCUCACAAAAUGCGAAAUAAAUAUCUGAUUCAUUAAAAACGUCACACAUUAUAAUACUUCUAAUACCACAAGAUCUAUAGGGAAUAUGGUAGUUAUCGUUCCACUCCUUCUGGUACCUCCCCCACAAAGGUGUUAACAUUUGGAAUACAAAUCACCCUCAUAAAAGCGAAAUAAGCACACGAUACUUUUUAGGUUUCAUACAUUCCAAUAUUUUUACUAGCACAAGAUCUGGUGUGAGUCCACGUCUUCUUGUGCAACCUUCACAAAGUGGUUAAAAUUUUGAAUAGCCAAAAUGCACAAUAAGCUUCUAAUUCCUUCUAAACUUUGCACAUUCCAUUAUUUAUACUAAUGUAAGAUCUGAUAUGAAGAUGGGAUAUAUCGGUCUUCCCCUUCUGGCAUCUCCCUCACAAAGGGUCACAAUUUUCAAUAUUAUAUACCUCUCAUAACAUGCGAAACAUAUCAGCGAUUCUUUGCAAACUUGGUAUGUCUUAAUUUACUAGAGAUCUGAUGUGAUUAUGAUAUUUAUCCUCCCCACAAAAGUUCAGCAUUUUAGUUAUCAUUUAUUCGCAUAAAAUUGGAAAUAAGUGUUUUUUUUUUACUUUGCAUUUCGGCCCGCUUUAUAAGGGACCUCACGAAUAUUUCAACAUUUUAAAAAAAUUAUCAAAUGUGUCAUAAACUGUGUCCAAAUCUGGCACGUUGUAAUAUUUAUAUCAGACUUAGGCCAGAUACGAAAUGGAAAAAAUUGACCAACUCUUUUGGAACCUACACCAUAAAGUAUUAACAACUUUUUUGUAAAACACAACCGUUAAAAUGGAAAAAAUCAUAUCUGAACCACUAUUCUCCAACGUUGCAUAACCCUCUAUUUUAAUUUCUACUUAGAUUUAAUUCUCUUCGUUUCUCCUCUCAUUUUCUCAUUCACAAAACAACAGUCAUACGUUUAACAAGAAUAGUUUAUACACUACUCAAAAUAUCUAGAAUACAGAAAGUGACAUUAGCCGUAAGAACAAACAUCUAAUCGUAGAGUUAUUUUGUUAGCUAAAAUUGUAUUUGUUGAGACUGAAUCACACACAUCACACAUUCAAUCGGUUAAUGGACGAAAACGGACGAAACGAUUGAUUUGAAAAGUCACAAAUGACAAAAUUGAUUGAAGUUUUCAAAUCUAUGCGCAUCAUUUAGUUAACCAUUUAAUCACAAAUAUUUAUAAAUCAUAGUUUAUUUUUAAUUAACACAUAUUAUUUUAAACGCUAAUUUCAUUUAUCUUUACCGAAUUUAAAAUAAAUAUUUUUAAAUUAAAUGUAAAAUUAAUUUUUUAUAAGUUUUAUAUUAUAUUUUAUAUUUUGUACUACUAACUAAAAACAAAAAUAACUAACGCUCAAAUGAUUUUCCAGUAAGAAAUAGUUUAAUGACAUAAUUAA
Messenger RNA from Musca domestica (house fly), 8224 nucleotides. Its product is annotated as capon-like protein. Lineage: Eukaryota; Metazoa; Arthropoda; Insecta; Diptera; Muscidae. The record is from RefSeq and is a predicted model, not a curated record. The coding region runs from base 1377 to 3788 and encodes 803 amino acids. Gene Ontology annotation, molecular function: nitric-oxide synthase binding. The transcript has 7 exons.